CGAUUGUUGGAGAUUCUUCCGGCUGCUACGGAGAAUGAAAGUCUAUCCACGAGGCUCUUCACUGCAGAUUUAGACUCAACUCACUUGAGAUACGAGGCUCUCUCGUACAUUUGGGGCGCGAAGUCUGGCAUCGACAAAAAGCACUUCAUUUACGUGAAUGGCUAUAGGCAGAGUGUCACACCCAACCUACACAGCGCUCUUUCUUCACUUCGUCACCCUUCUUGGAGGAGGACACUGUGGGUCGACUCCAUUUGCAUUAAUCAGGCGGAUGUACAAGAGCGAUGCCACCAAGUCUUGCUCAUGGCUAGGAUUUACGCUGGCGCAAGCCGGGUUCUUGUAUACCUUGGC
Molecule: messenger RNA, 348 nt
Organism: Fusarium vanettenii 77-13-4
Lineage: Eukaryota; Fungi; Ascomycota; Sordariomycetes; Hypocreales; Nectriaceae
Exons: 1
Source: RefSeq, a predicted model, not a curated record